This is a messenger RNA of Mesorhabditis spiculigera, 477 nucleotides long. Lineage: Eukaryota; Metazoa; Nematoda; Chromadorea; Rhabditida; Rhabditidae. The record is from the annotation of a GenBank genome assembly.
AUGCCGAUCUGUCAGAUUACCAGUCAACAAUUUGCCGGGUUUUGUGCGGAAUUCGAGUUUUUGCAGCCCAUUACAGUAGCCAGCAAUUCGCAAAGAAUUUCGGCUCGUUUGCCCCACUUACCACGAUUUUUGAUGCGUACCACCAUCCUAUACUUCGUCGCCUUCAUCUCCGUGUCCCUAUCAAUCCAAUGUUUCCUCGACAGAAACAAUCACACUUUCCGGCACACAAGUGAUAAAACGACGGUGGAUUGUUCUGGAAAUUACUGUAUGAAAAUGGUUGUCGAAUAUGACGGCGCGCAGGAGACCGACUGGGAUUGUGGAGACAAUAUUUGCCCGGAGCAAGCCGGCAGCCACCAAUACCACGGCCGCCCCGAGCACACUUACUGCUGUCAGGGCGCCAAGUGCAACACCGCCACCGCCUUCCAGCUCAUCAGAAUCAUUUUUGGGAUUUUCGCCCUGGUCGCCUAUCGUCAUUUG